Molecule: messenger RNA, 2344 nt
Organism: Raphanus sativus (radish)
Lineage: Eukaryota; Viridiplantae; Streptophyta; Magnoliopsida; Brassicales; Brassicaceae
Exons: 14
Coding region: 149-2149 (666 amino acids)
Biological process (GO): positive regulation of GTPase activity
Molecular function (GO): GTPase activator activity
Source: RefSeq, a predicted model, not a curated record
AUACAAGUGUCUUCCUAAAUUCGUCUGCUUUCUCAACGGCGACUUUCCUUAGAAUCUCUCGUCGUUGAUCGAUUCCUCAAUUUCUUUCUUCUCCUACGUUUUUUCAAUGCCGUCUCGUUGAUAAGGUGUAAGGGAGGUGCGCACGAUAAUGGAUGCGCCGCCGCCGCUGUCUUUCGUCUCCAAAGCUAGAACUGCUUUCAAUUCCGCCGCUGCUAAAGCGGAGCGCGUCUUCACUGAUCUUAAAUCCGAUCGAGAGGAGGAGCAGCCAUCGACGAGGAAUGAGAAUGAAUCUAAGGAGGAGGAUGAAGUGAAGACUCAAGGUUGGAGAACUGCACAUAUUAGAAAAAAGCAAGAGUGGCAAAAUAAACUCAAAAACUUGAGAAUUGGGAGGAAAGAAGUCGUUGAAGAUAAAGACAAGGCUGAGGAUUCAACCAUGCUUGCACCUUUCUAUGACCAAAAUUCGCUUAUUCUUAAAGCGCAAGAGCAAGAAGCCAAGGCAUCUGAUGUUGGUAACUUGGUACAAGUUCUAAAUGCUGUUGAUGUGAACAGCAUUCCUCGGGCAUCCAUUGUGAAGCAGCUGGCUGUAGCCAUCGAAGCGGGGAAACUGGCUAAGACUAUGAAAGAGUUUGCUGCAUCUUCUGGAAGUUCAUCACCAGUGAGGGAGAGAGGGGGAUUGAGCCUCUCUGCGGUGAAAUCGAUGGUUCUUGGUGAAAAAGAGGAUAAACUUGGUUUUGAUUCAAGAGACGAGGAAAAACUUGUUUCUCUAAUAAAUUCCAUGUUUAAUGUUGAUGGUAACUUCCUCGUCAGAAUGAUUGUCUCUGAUUUGGAGUCUCCUACCAACAGAGCAUCUUUCGCGAAAGAUCUUCAUGUUGCUCCCCCUAGUAGCUUUGUUGUUAAGCUAGCUGAAGUAAUUGGAAGUUUUACAACACCAAGCAGAAUGGCUUUGUUCUGGUGCAGGGUUGUUGAUGAAUUGAGAAGAUUUUGGAAUGAAAAGAAACACAUACCAUGGAUACCUCUAGACGAGAAUCCUGAUUUAAAAAGUUGCCUACUUCACCAAUGGUUACAAGUUAUAAACUGCUGUCUUGCCAGGAAAGCACGCUUCAUAGCUGCUUCCGAAGCAUUAGAUGCUGUUAUGAGCCAAGCCAGUCUAGCCAAUGAAAAUUCAGAUAUUUCGGAAGCGAUGGGUACUCCAGCUUCUCUUUUGUAUGCUAAAAAUAACACCGGAGAGCUCAUACUACGCCUAGGCGUCCACCACCAAGUUCAGAACUUAACAAUGUUGGAAACUGGUGAACCUGUGUAUGCUCCAAUAACGCAGGAGGGUCCGUUGUUGACAGAAGAUCUUAUUAAAGAAACAGAGGAACUAGUAUUGCGGACAGGGAGCAUGGGGGCUGGGUGUUCUCAACUCUUGUCUGACAUGCAAGCUUUCAAGGCAGCAAAUCCUGGCUGUAUUUUGGAAGAUUUUGUGAGAUGGCAUUCUCCUCCAGAUUGGACUGAAAAUGAUACUUCUUCUGGAGAUGACUCUUCUCCUCUAAGAGGUCAAUUAAGCAUCCGGAUGCAAAAAGAAGGUAAUUUAUGGCGCGAGCUGUGGGAAACAGCUAAACCACUCCCUGCGGUUAAGCAAACACCUCUUUAUGAUGAAGAUUUAGCUGUGGAAGGAAUCUUGAAUUCUUUGGAAGACAUCCCGCCUGCUGAAUUUUUCGAGCAGCUGUUUGUUUCUCUUGUUGCCCUGGGAUUUGUAAUGGUGGAGCCAGUAGUAGCCGCAAACGAUGAUUUGUCAAAGCUUUUCUUCGAGUGCAAGGAUUAUGUAGUCGCGACCUGCCAGGGAGACGCAUGGACCGAUAAGCUUGAUGAUCUUUGCCAGGUGUAUGAAACAGCGGAAACAAUGUUAGUACAUCCAGAAAAGGUGUUGAGAUCAAUGAAGCAAACAGAGGAGUCGCCAUCAGGAGGGAACGAAACAAAACGGCGGUUCAGGCGGCUGAGCUUCAUAUUCCGUGGUAAAGAAGGAAACAAGAAGAGAGUUCCAUCAGAAACUGAACAGAAAAGUACGGGACCGAGCCCGCGGCAGUCUUUCUCUAGUCUUUUUGAUGGAAAGUCGUCUCUGUUUGCAAAGAAACCACCUAGACCUGCUGAAAAUGGGACUCUUGUCUGACUAUUUGCUAUUUUUUAUUUAUUUGUUUCAUCUGUUUUUGAGUUAUUUCUCAAUAUUCUUUUUUUUUGUGCUCUGGGUUUAGUAGGUUGUUAAGUUAAUCAGUUGGUUGAUAACUGUAAAUUUGUAUCAUUCAAAACAUUUCUCAGGGGGGCAACUUAAACUUUUGAUGAAAUGAAAAUGAAUAAGGAUUGUGGC